This is a messenger RNA of Lactuca saligna, 1207 nucleotides long. The record is from the annotation of a GenBank genome assembly. Lineage: Eukaryota; Viridiplantae; Streptophyta; Magnoliopsida; Asterales; Asteraceae.
AAGAACUCACACCAUAUAUUGCUUAUAAGUUUGGUACUAUAUAUUUAUGUGGGCUGGCAAGACAACCCUUUAAAACCCCUCCACAUACACAAACAAGAACGUCAAAGAAACAACCCCAUCUCAUGGAGCAAACCUUAUUCUACACAACAACUCCAAUGUCUAGAUGUUGCUCUAAUCUUCCUGAUCAAGAAAUCUUGAUCAAAGAGUCGUCGAACAAGCAAAAAGGCUCAAGCUUUUCUUCACAAAAGAGAAACCCUAUCCCUACUCCUAAUUUGAAUAAUAAAGCGUCCAUGCCAACUUUUGGAUUUGGAAACGAUGAAGAUGAUGAUAUUGAAGAUGAAGAGAGUGAGUUCAAGAUGGGGAGGUUGAUUAGGCAAGCGUCUCUAAACUCCUCUGAUAUGGAUUCUCAUCAACAAAAAACUAAGGUUAUGAAAGGAAGCUCGAGUUUACCACGGUAUUUGUCACUAAAUCCGGAAAGAAAUCAAGAAAAGAUUAGUAGCAUGAGGAAAUUCGAAAGCAUGAAAGAGAGGAAUAGAAGCAAGAACUCCAUGAAAAUAGUGAAGAACAAUGGUGGAGCACCAACAAUUCCAGGAGGAUGGGUUGACAAGGGGUCAUCAGAAGAUAUGAAGGCACAGAUCAAAUUCUGGGCCAGAGCAGUUGCUUUCAAUGUGCAUCAAGAAUGUUAAACCGAUAAGAGCCAAUACUAUACCAAACAUGUUGAUAAUUAUACGUUUGAUCGGGUUCACUCAUGAUGCGAUGCUAACAGAGUUUUUUUUGAUGUGAAUUAUGGGAUUUUAAUUAACUUAUUGAAUAUAAUAAUUUAAUUUGUGUUUUAAGAUUUUUUCUAUUUUUUAGUAAUUAAAUUUGACAGAUUUGUUUUUAGGGAUAAUCAAAUGACCGAGAAUAUAAAUUAAUGAUCCAAGUUUAGGGUGGGUCUACUAAGGAGCCAGGGUAACCUAUAGGGAUGUUCGUUUGGAUGGAUCACUUUGAUCCAAUCCAAUCCAGUGAAUCUGAAUUAAUUUUGGUUUUCAAAAUAUGUAUCCAAAUAAUCUAAACUAAAUUCAAAUGCGAUUAGAACCAACCAAAUUAUAAUUCGGAUAUGUUUUACAAUUCGGUUUUUUAAGAUGUAGGACAUUUGAAGAAAAAUAUAUAACAUGAAUAUUAAUCAACUAUAAACAAAUUAAAUUGUUUUGUUGGGAAUUAAAAU